This is a messenger RNA of Akanthomyces muscarius, 3495 nucleotides long. RefSeq lists its product as uncharacterized. Gene Ontology annotation, biological process: regulation of protein catabolic process; proteasome-mediated ubiquitin-dependent protein catabolic process. The coding region runs from base 1 to 3495 and encodes 1164 amino acids. The record is from RefSeq and is a predicted model, not a curated record. NCBI's taxonomy places the organism in Eukaryota, Fungi, Ascomycota, Sordariomycetes, Hypocreales, Cordycipitaceae. Gene Ontology annotation, molecular function: enzyme regulator activity. The transcript is spliced from 3 exons. Gene Ontology annotation, cellular component: proteasome regulatory particle, base subcomplex; proteasome complex; proteasome storage granule.
AUGCCAGACCCACCCAAGUCGCCGAACCCCAACACGCUCAAGCGCUUCACUAUGCCGGGCCUCGUGUCAGCAACGGGCGUCCUCGCCUUCCUCGCUGACGAGGAGCCUGAGCUCAAAGUCUUUGCACUACAGACUCUGAACGAUGAUAUCGACACGAUUUGGACCGAAGUCGCUAAUGCCCUGAGCCAAAUUGAAGCUCUCUACGAAGACGAGUCCUUUCCCGAGCGACAAUUGGCUGCUCUCGUGCUCGCCAAGGUCUACUAUCAUCUUCAGGCCUACAAUGACAGCAUGGUGUUUGCCCUAGCUGCUGGCGACCUAUUUAAGCUCGACGCUCCCGGCGAGUUUGAGGAGACCAUUGUCUCCAAAUGCAUCGACCAGUACAUCUCUGUCACGGCGGCUCGCCAUGCCACCCCCAAGACGAUCAAGAACAGCGAUCUGCCCGAGCUGACAACAACCUUUUCCAACGCGUCCGAGAACGCCGUGAUGUCUCCCACCACGCCCUUUUCACAGACAACGUUGCCUCCCAAGUCUCUGCUUUCCCGCGCCUCCCUCGACGAUGCCACUAUUGAGGCUUCCCUUCUGCCUCUCAAAGAGGGCCGCGCUGGCUCUGUUACUCAGCUUCCCGAUCGCGCCACCGAGAAGGCUCUGCAGAGAAUCAUCGAGCGCCUCUUCGAUGGUUGUCUGAAGCAGGGUCGCUAUCGCCAAGUUGUCGGCAUUGCCAUCGAAUCCAAGAACCUGGACAUUCUGCGCAAGGUCAUCAAGCGUGCAAGCGAUGAUGAGAAGAAGGCUGGCAAGUCUUCUGAAGGUGCUGCUGGCCCUGCCGAGGAGCUCAUGGAGUACACACUUGGAGUCUGCAUGGAUAUUGUUCAAGAGCGAAGCUUUCGCACUGAGAUCCUGCGACUGAUCCUCGACCUGCUCAACGAGAUUCCUAACCCUGACUACUUUUCCAUCGCCAAGUGUGUGGUCUACCUCAAUGCCGACGAGGAAGCAUCGAGCAUGCUUCAGUCGCUGGUUGCCAAGGCCGAUCGCACAUCCAUCGCCAACGCCUAUCAAAUCGCCUUUGAUCUAUACGAUAACGGCACACAAGAAUUCCUUGGCAAGGUCCUCUCCUCGCUGCCCUCUGGCGAGCGUGCUAAGGCAGAGGACAAAGAGGUCGACGAAAACGCUGAGGACGAGUCCCUUCUUCAAAACGAGCAGGAAUCGCCGGAGGACGAACUCCCUGAGGAAGUUGCCAAGGUCUACCGCAACAUCCGAUCCAUUCUAGAUGGUUCUAAGACGAUCCGCCUUAACCUCGAAUUCCUAUACCGCAACAACCACACCGACCUCAGCAUUCUCAACAAGGUGCGCGACAGUUUGGAAGGCCGCAACUCCAUCUUCCAUACUGCCGUCACCUUCUGCAACGCCUUCAUGAACCAAGGAACCACCAACGACAAGUUCUUCAGAGACAACCUCGAGUGGCUAGGCAAGGCUGUCAAUUGGUCCAAGUUUACUGCUACCGCUGCCCUUGGCGUUAUUCACCGGGGUAAUCUGUCACAGUCCCGUAAGCUGCUUGAGCCUUACUUGCCCAGACAGGGCGGUCUCAGCAGCGGCUCCAUCUUUAGUCAGGGCGGUGCUCUCUAUGCAUACGGUCUGAUUCACGCAAACCACGGUGCUGAUGCACUUGAAUUCCUGAAGACCCAAUUUGGCCAAGCUGAGGAGGAGGUUGUACAGCACGGUGGUGCGCUCGGUCUUGGCAUUGCCGGUAUGGCCACCGGCGACCACGAGAUCUUUGACAAACUCAAAGACGUUCUUUUCCAAGACUCUGCCCUGAAUGGUGAAGCCGUUGGUGUCGCCAUGGGUCUCAUCAUGCUCGGCACUGGAAACGUCAAAGCCCUAGAGGACAUGAUUACCUAUGCUCAUGAGACUACCCACGAGAAGAUUGUUCGUGGUGUUGCUCUCGGCAUGGCUCUCAUCAUGUACGGCCGUCAAGAAGGCGCCGAUGUCCUUAUUGAGGGCCUUCUCAACGAUCCUGACCCUACUCUCCGCUACGGUGGUAUCAUGACCGUUGCCUUGGCUUACUGCGGCACCGGAAGCAACAAGGCUAUAAGAAAGCUCCUCCACACGGCGGUCAGCGAUGUCAACGAUGACGUUCGGCGUAUCGCCGUCAUGAGCUUGGGUUUCAUUCUAUUCCGUAAGCCUGGCAGCGUGCCCCGCAUGGUUGAGCUUCUGUCCGAAUCGUACAACCCCCACGUUCGCUACGGCUCUGCCAUGGCUCUGGGUAUCUCGUGUGCCGGCACUGGCUUGGACGAGGCCAUUGACCUUCUGGAGCCCAUGAUGAAGGACCCGACCGACUUUGUUCGCCAGGGUGCCCUCAUUUCUCUCGCUAUGAUCAUGGUGCAGCAAAAUGAGGUCAUGAACCCCAAGGUUGCCUCCAUCCGCAAGACUCUGAAGAAGGUCGCUGGUGAUCGUCACGAAGAUGCGAUGACCAAGUUUGGUGCUGCCCUGGCUCUCGGUAUCAUUGAUGCCGGUGGCCGCAACUGCACUAUUGGCCUUCAGACCCAGACCGGCAACCUCAACAUGGCUGGCAUCGUCGGUAUGGCUGUUUUCACGCAAUACUGGUACUGGUUCCCUUUCACACACUUCCUGUCUCUUAGCUUCUCGCCAACCGCCGUCAUCGGCUUGGACCACGACCUGGAGAUCCCUGACUUCAAGUACCAUUGCGCCACCCGCCAGAGUCUUUUCGAUUACCCGCCUGAGCAGGAGGUCAAGACUGAGGAGGGCCCAGCGCUCAUCGCCACUGCUAUUCUCUCCACAACAGCACAGGCCAAGCGCCGAGCUCAGAAGAAGGAGCGCGCUCAGCGCCGGGAGAGCAUGGAGCUGGAUCCGGCCCCCUCCAAGAGCGGUGAUAAGAUGGACAUCGAUGAGGACAAGCCCAAGGACAAUGCCAAGGAGACCAAAGAUGGAGAAGAGAAGGAGUCGUCCGAAAGCAAGAAGAAACCCGAGAAGGAGAAGGUUGGCUAUGAGAUUGAAAACAUGAGCAGAGUUCUCCCUGGCCAGCUGAAGUACGUCAGCUUCCCCGCUGGCCGAUACAGGCCAGUCAAGAAACCUACUGGCGGACCUCUUCUCCUUCAUGAUACCCAGCCCAAAGAGAGUAAAUCUCUUCUGGAAGAGAAGCUCAAGAAAGUUACCACUGAGCGCGCCCCCGUUGCUGGUCUUCAGCGCAGCGGUGGUCGAUCUGGAGGCAGUCGUAUGCUUGACGGCUUAGUGGACUCUCGUCGCGGGCCAGACACAAACGCUAUGCUGAACUUGCUAUCGGGUCGCGGAAUUGGGCCUUCACUUUUCGAGAAUCUCGAAACGUCUGGUUCAAACGACGAAGCUGCUGAUGCAGCUAUGCAGGCUGACGCAGCUACUGCGUUUAAUGAGCUCAACGCUGUUGACGACGACGGCGAGGGUGCCGAGGAGGCCAACAUGCCCGACAACUUUGACUACUUCACGGACAGUAGCGACAUAGAGUGA